CUCGGUUUUCGUUGUUCUUCAAUUAUCCAUCCGGUCUUUUUUCUACAACAAAUUCCUUAUCCAUUCUCAGUUUUCAUCGAUUCCCAAGGCCAACCAAGAAAACCCAGACUCAAAAUGGCAAUGUCGAUGGCAAUUGCCACCGAUUGUGGAAGUAGUAGGUGGAGUAUGGCGUCUUUGAAAUCUGCUCUGCCGCGGCUAACUUCCACAGCUUCUUCCAUUAAGUUACCAUGUCGCCGCCGUGCUCCUCCGCCUGUCAAAUCGCCUCAGCUUGUUCGCUCUUUCACUGCUCUCUCCCCCGUUAACCCUCUCCAUUCCCUCGGUUUCUCUGGCCUCACCAGCUUUGAGCAAAAUUUCACCAUAAUUGAUAACGGUGGCCGAUUCUACGCAAUGCGGCAUGGCAGACGAGUGCCUAAGCUCAACAGGCCACCUGACCAGCGGCGUGCACUCCUGCGAGGCCUCACGACUCAGCUCCUUAAGUACGGUCGGAUCAAAACCACUCGGGCUAGGGCAAGCGCUGUGAGGAAGUAUGUAGACAAAAUGAUCACGUUGGCGAAAGAUGGUUCGCUUCACAAACGAAGGCAAGCUCUUGGCUUCAUUUAUGAGAAACAGAUCGUGCACGCGCUCUUUGCUGAGGUACCGGAGAGGUACGGUGAGAGAAAUGGUGGAUAUACAAGAAUUAUUCGAACCUUGCCUAGGCGAGGAGACAAUGCACCAAUGGCUUACAUUGAACUUGUAUAGGUGAGGUUCCUUGCAUGAUUCUAUGAACAUUGUUGCCUGUUUUGAUACUACAUUAAUGCUGCUGAACAUAAGUUUGUCUUGUAUGAAUGCUAGAUGGUGUUUUUGUUAAAUUUCAUACGAGCUUGAUUUUUUUCA
Messenger RNA from Gossypium raimondii (Peruvian cotton), 873 nucleotides. Its product is annotated as 50S ribosomal protein L17, chloroplastic. The transcript is spliced from 2 exons. The record is from RefSeq and is a predicted model, not a curated record. Bases 115 to 738 code for a protein of 207 amino acids. Gene Ontology annotation, biological process: translation. NCBI's taxonomy places the organism in Eukaryota, Viridiplantae, Streptophyta, Magnoliopsida, Malvales, Malvaceae. Gene Ontology annotation, cellular component: ribosome; cytosolic large ribosomal subunit. Gene Ontology annotation, molecular function: structural constituent of ribosome.